Messenger RNA from Danio aesculapii, 1830 nucleotides. RefSeq names its product chaperonin containing TCP1, subunit 2 (beta) (gene cct2). Gene Ontology annotation, biological process: protein folding. Gene Ontology annotation, cellular component: cytosol; chaperonin-containing T-complex. The coding region runs from base 86 to 1693 and encodes 535 amino acids. The transcript is spliced from 16 exons. The record is from RefSeq and is a predicted model, not a curated record. Gene Ontology annotation, molecular function: ATP-dependent protein folding chaperone; ATP binding; ATP hydrolysis activity. Lineage: Eukaryota; Metazoa; Chordata; Actinopteri; Cypriniformes; Danionidae.
ACAGGAAGCAGUUGAAGAGCCCGUCUCCUCCCUGUGCUGUUCUUCCUGUCGCGUGCGGGUCUCCACAGCACAUCUAAUCCUCAUCAUGGCGUCUCUAUCGAUGGCUCCGGUCAGCAUCUUCAAGCAUGGAGCAGAUGAGGAGAAGGCAGAAACCGCUCGUCUGUCGUCCUUCAUCGGUGCCAUUGCCAUCGGGGAUCUGGUGAAGAGCACUCUGGGACCUAAAGGAAUGGAUAAGAUCCUGCUGGGCGGAGGCAGAGACAGUACCGUGACGGUGACCAAUGACGGAGCCACCAUCCUCAAGGCCAUCGGGGUGGACAACCCUGCUGCUAAAGUGCUCGUGGACAUGUCUAAGGUCCAGGAUGAUGAGGUUGGUGACGGGACGACCUCGGUCACUGUGCUGGCUGCUGAGCUGCUGCGGGAGGCAGAGCUGCUGAUCGCCAAGAAGAUUCAUCCUCAGAUCAUCAUCUCCGGCUGGAGGAAGGCUACACAGGCGGCCCGCGACGCCCUCAGAGAGGCCGCAGUGGAUCAUGGGAAUGACGAGCUGAAGUUCCAGGAGGAUCUGCUGAACAUCUCCCGCACCACGCUCUCCUCCAAGCUGCUGACGCACCAUAAGGACCACUUCGCCAAGCUGGCGGUGCAGGCGGUGAUGCGGCUCCGGGGAUCUGGCAACCUGGAGGCCAUUCACCUGAUCAAGAAGCUGGGCGGCAGCCUCACAGACUCAUACCUGGACGAGGGGUUCCUGCUGGACAAGCGUAUCGGGGUUAAUCAGCCCAAACGCAUUGAGAACGCAAACAUCCUCAUCGCCAACACCGGCAUGGACACCGACAAGAUCAAGAUCUUCGGCUCCAGAGUGCGUGUGGACUCCACCGCUAAAGUAGCAGAGAUCGAGACGGCAGAGAAGGAGAAGAUGAAGGAGAAGGUGGAGCGGAUCCUCAAACACGGCAUCAACUGCUUCAUCAACAGGCAGCUGAUCUACAAUUACCCAGAGCAGUUGUUUGCGGCCGCAGGCGUCAUGGCCAUCGAGCACGCAGAUUUCACAGGAGUGGAGCGUCUGGCUCUCGUCACAGGUGGAGAAAUCACCUCCACCUUUGACCACCCGGAGCUGGUGAAGCUGGGCCACUGCAAGCUGAUUGAGGAGGUGAUGAUCGGAGAGGACACACUCAUACACUUCUCUGGGGUGUCUAUGGGUGAGGCGUGCACUAUCGUCCUGCGGGGGGCGACGCAGCAGAUUCUGGAUGAGGCUGAGCGCUCUCUGCAUGAUGCGCUGUGUGUGCUGGCGCAGACCGUCAAGGAGACGCGCACCGUAUAUGGAGGAGGCUGUUCGGAGAUGCUAAUGGCUAAAGCUGUGUCAGAUCUGGCCAAUCACACACCAGGAAAAGAGGCCGUCGCCAUGGAGUCCUUCGCCAAAGCCCUGAGGAUGCUGCCCACCAUCAUCGCUGAUAAUGCGGGCUAUGACAGUGCAGAGCUGGUGUCUCAGCUGAGGGCCGCACACCAGGACAACAAGAACACCUUCGGCCUGGACAUGGCUCAGGGGUGUGUGGGGGACAUGUCGGCUCUGGGUGUGACGGAGAGUUUCCAGGUGAAGCGUCAGGUGUUGCUGAGCGCAGCCGAGGCUGCAGAGAUGAUCCUGCGUGUGGACAACAUCAUUAAAGCGGCUCCCAGGAAGCGUGUGCCGGAUCAUCACCCCUGCUGAACAGCCCCUGCAGCCCCGUGUAUUUAUAAACAGGAAGUUGAUGCUCCUGGCCUGUAGUGUCAGUGUUGGUCGUGUCUGAAUGUUACACACACUUUGACCCUUUGUUUACUCAAUAAAAACACCAUGAACCACUCAAA